AUGGUGCAAUUUAAUGGGACGUAUAAGCUGGAGAAGAAUGAAAACCUGGAUGAAUUUCUGAGUAAGAUGGACGUGGGCUUCAUGAAGAGGAAACUGGCGCUGUCAGUGAAGCCGACCGUGGUGGUGGAGGUGGAGGGGGACAAGUGGAAGCUGGUCACCCACACCCCUGCCAGCACUGUCACCUGGACCUUCACCCUAGGCGCUGAGGUGACGCUGCCCACGAAUGAUGGCCGGGAAGUGAGGGCCGUGUUCACGCUGGAGGGAGACAAGUUGAUUCAGAAGACCCUCAGUGGGAAGGAGGCGGAGGUGGACAACGUUAGGGAGUUCACGGAGGACGCCCUCAUAAUGCUCUCCGUCAGGUGGCGCCCGCACCGGCUGAGGUUCUGUGAGGCGGGACGACACGAUGGGGGCAGGGGGUGGCUGUGUUGUGGCUGUGUGGCUGUGUGGCUGUGUGUGGCUGUGUAUCAAGGGUUCUCGUGUGCACAGCCGCGGUGGUCGUCCUAG
Molecule: messenger RNA, 504 nt
Organism: Scylla paramamosain (green mud crab)
Lineage: Eukaryota; Metazoa; Arthropoda; Malacostraca; Decapoda; Portunidae
Product: fatty acid-binding protein-like
Exons: 5
Coding region: 1-504 (167 amino acids)
Biological process (GO): fatty acid transport
Cellular component (GO): cytosol; nucleus
Molecular function (GO): fatty acid binding
Source: RefSeq, a predicted model, not a curated record